This is a messenger RNA of Choloepus didactylus (southern two-toed sloth), 1320 nucleotides long. It is a transcript of the gene KCTD15, whose product is annotated as potassium channel tetramerization domain containing 15. Gene Ontology annotation, molecular function: protein binding. NCBI's taxonomy places the organism in Eukaryota, Metazoa, Chordata, Mammalia, Pilosa, Megalonychidae. The record is from RefSeq and is a predicted model, not a curated record. Bases 286 to 1137 code for a protein of 283 amino acids. Gene Ontology annotation, biological process: protein homooligomerization. The transcript has 7 exons.
UCGAGAGGGGCAGCGGGGCGCAGACCCGGGGAGGGGGCCGGGCUGCGGGGAGGGCGGCCUGGCCCCCGACUCGCAGCCCAGUUUCUGAGCAAAUCCCGCCUCCAGCCCCGGGCGCCGCGGCGGCUGCUGCUCGCCUCUUUGUAACCGAGGAGUCAAGAAAUCAGUGGUCCGCGAAGGGGUCGUGGUCCAGCACAGAUGCGUUUGUCGGAGGACACGCUGCAGGUUCGGGUCAAGGCGUAACGCCUGGGGCUUCCAAUGAUACUCUGGGCAGAAAUGGGAGCCUAGAUGCCUCACCGCAAGGAGCGGCCGAGCGGGUCCUCGCUUCUCGCACACGGCAGUGCCGGCACCGCGGAGGGAGGAAGCAUGUCCCGGUUGUCUCUCACCCGGUCGCCCGUGUCCCCCCUGGCCGCCCAGGGGAUCCCGCUGCCCGCGCAGCUCACCAAGUCCAACGCCCCCGUGCACAUCGACGUGGGCGGACAUAUGUACACCAGCAGCCUGGCCACGCUCACCAAGUACCCUGACUCCAGAAUAAGCCGCCUCUUCAAUGGCACCGAGCCCAUCGUCCUGGACAGUUUGAAGCAACACUAUUUCAUUGACCGGGAUGGGGAGAUUUUCCGUUAUGUCCUGAGCUUCCUGCGGACGUCGAAACUGCUGCUCCCGGACGACUUCAAGGACUUCAGCCUGCUGUACGAGGAGGCGCGGUACUACCAGCUGCAGCCCAUGGUGCGGGAGCUGGAGCGCUGGCAGCAGGAGCAAGAGCAGCAGCGCCGCAGCCGGGCCUGCGACUGCCUGGUGGUGCGGGUCACGCCGGACCUGGGGGAGCGCAUCGCGCUCAGCGGCGAGAAGGCCCUCAUCGAGGAGGUCUUCCCCGAGACGGGGGACGUCAUGUGCAACUCGGUGAACGCCGGCUGGAACCAGGACCCCACGCACGUCAUCCGCUUCCCGCUCAACGGCUACUGCCGGCUCAACUCGGUGCAGGUCCUGGAGAGGCUGUUCCAGAGGGGUUUCAGCGUGGCCGCGUCCUGCGGGGGUGGCGUGGACUCAUCCCAGUUCAGCGAGUACGUGCUGUGCAGGGAGGAGCGGCGACUGCAGCCCACCCCCACUGCCGUCCGGAUAAAGCAGGAGCCCCUGGACUAGGGCCUGCCUCGGUGCCCACCUGAGGCCCCGUGGCCCUGGGGCACCCCAGGAACCUGGAAACAGUGCUGGGAGUUGCAUCUACGCACGCUUGGCUGUGGGCAUGAAACUGAGGGUGGGGUCGGAGAGCCCAGAGCCGGCCCAAGGAUGCACGGCGGGGACCCCGCUAACAUGGCAACGGAAGGC